Molecule: messenger RNA, 1591 nt
Organism: Amborella trichopoda
Lineage: Eukaryota; Viridiplantae; Streptophyta; Magnoliopsida; Amborellales; Amborellaceae
Gene: XRI1
Product: x-ray induced transcript 1
Biological process (GO): male meiotic nuclear division; female meiotic nuclear division
Source: RefSeq, a predicted model, not a curated record
GUUACCCAAACCCCCACGUCUCACUCAUUUCUAUCUUUCCUUUUUCCCCUUCCAUCGUUUUUCUUUUGCCCCUUCCAUCGCUUUUAUUUUUACCCUCUACCCCGUGAACAAUGCAACCUUCCUUCCCUUCCCUUAUUACUUCACUGCAUUUCUUAAUCUCUACUGUCCUUCCACUGCAUUCUCAUGUCGAGGUCGCCUUCUUCUUUGCCCGAUUACGCCAUGGAUUUGGCCAAUGCAAGUGAGCAGUGGGAAUGGGAGGACGGUGGGUAUCAACUUGCCGGGGAUUCUCCAUUUGAACCUAUGGCUUCGGGCCUGUGGAAUGGUUUCAACCCAUCCAAUGAAGAUUCAUUGUAUAUGUUUGAUGAAGCAACACCUAUCAAAGGGUCAACCUCUAUGGAGUAUCCCGUUUGCCCUGAUCAUAAUCAAGGAAGCUUGAGCAAGGGAAUGGAGGUAUGUCGAGAGUCUUCCCAGUCAAAACGACGUCGUGUACUACAAUUCAAUUCUCCAGAGAAAGGACACUGCCCUGAUCAAAGUUCACCUGCAUGUGUAGAUUCAAAGAUGCAAGUCUCGAUUAAUGUCCAGGAUGGGGAGAAUUCUUCCAUGGAAAGAGGAGUUGAUUUGCAUACCAUGGAACAAUUGGGUGCAGAAUCAUAUUGGGCUUCAAGUGUCUCAGAGGAGAGAUGCAACUCAGGAUGUGACAAAAUGGACUGCUCAUCAGAGGGCUGGGUCACUAAGUGCUUUACUGAUAGUGAGAUGCAGAUCAAUGUGGAUGACUUGAACAUUGAUGGAACCCCUGAGGAUGAAAUUGAUGUUUCAGAAUUCUGCACAAUACCUCCUGAAAUGGAAACAGAUACAUGGCAAGAGCCUCUUCCUCCAGCUCCACGCGUCAUUAUAGGUAAAAAAAAGAUUCUUCGAACCCCAAGAAAGCUGGCCACUCCUGUUGCCUAUCCAUUUGCACUCAUAAAACCAUGUGGGGUACAAGGUGAUGUUACUUUGAAAGACAUAAAUCAGAGAAUCCUUACUCCUCGACAAUCAAGGUUGAAGCACAUGAAGGAUGAUGCAUCACCUUCAUAUCCUACUUCUGCAUUUUCAGGGAAGCCUGUGGUUGCCUUGACUAAAAUCCAUACUGAAGGAGGCAAAGGCAGCAUCACAAUCAUGAGAACCAAAGGAUGAGAAUAUAUGUACUUAACCCCUCUGGUGUUCCCAUCAUAUACCUCUUUUUUAGUAGGAGUAGUUCAAUGAUUUCAAAUGGCGUCUCAUGCUCAUAGGCUGUGUUGUUAGUUCGUGUUUGAGUCCUGAUGUAAUUUCUGAUGAUCUGCUUUUUUAUUUCCCUCUCUCUCUCUCUUGUUUUCUUUUUUUGAUGGCCCCCCCGAAAAGGUGGACGGAGGGGGGGGGGUAGGGGUUUUAGGGGGGUGAUUACAUGUAUGUUCAUACUUUGGUUGCUUGUAACCUUUGAUAGGAUGCUCAAAUCAUAAAAUUGUGAUUGAUUUGCCUCUCUAUCAUUGAAACUGUGAUGACAAGAACAAAAGAGUGGAGUUGUAACUAUUUUAUCUUGAAAAUUGGGACUCUCUUCAGUUUGUGUCUUUGUCCA